AUUAUCAUAGUAGAACGUAGUCGUCAACAAUAAAAUAAAAACUUUUUACUGUUUCAGUAUUGCAUCAAUAUAUUCUACUCCACUAUUCAUUGUUACAUUUCGGCACAGUUAACACAACCAACAAGUUAGAGACGGUGUUCAACAGGAACAAUAAAUAUGGCUUGUCAAACAAACAGUUCUGUUGAAGUAUUGGAUCCGAUUAAAGAGAACUAUGACAACUAUCUACUUAUCGAUGUUGGAUCAAACAUGGUGAACAAGAAGUUCAGCAGGGACUUAGAAUCAGUUUUGCAACGAGCAAAAGAUUCAGGUGUUCAAAAAAUAAUUGUCCCUUGCACAUCACUCAGAACAAGCAAAGAAGCAUUGCGAUUGGCAAGAAUAUAUCCGGGAGCGUUAUACUCCACAGCAGGUAUCCAUCCGCAUGAAGCAAAAUCUUGGGAAGAUUGUUAUUACAACGAACUGAAAGAUAUUGCUAAAAAUCCAGAAUGUGUGGCUAUAGGUAUUUGUGGUUUGGACUACAACAAAGAUUUUUCAUCUCCUGAUAUACAAAGAAAAGUUUUUGAACAACAGAUAUCUUUGGCUAUUGAAAUGAAUAAACCAAUUAUGUUCCAUCAAAAAGGAGCACAUGAAGAUUUUCUAUGUAUUAUAAAAACUCAUAUGCCAUUGAUGAUACCAGCAAUCCUGCACUCGUUUACUGGUUCAUUUGAAGAAGCUACAGACUAUAUUAACUUAGGAAUGUACAUUGGAAUAACAGGUGGUUUGUGCAAAGAUAGUUCUGGUAGUGGAAUCAAAAAACUAUUGAGUGCAGGCAUACUUACACUAGAUAGGAUAUUAGUGCAGUCAGAUUCUCCAUUUAUGUAUCCAAAUGCUAGGGCAGCAAAUCUUUCUGAAGCAGUGAAAUCUAGUCUCACACAAAGAUCUCUUGGGUUUUUACAACGCUAUUGUACAUUUCAUCGUAAUGAACCAUGUUCAUUACCUAUUCUCGUUGAACUAUUAGCUGGUCUGAUUGCUAAAAAGCCUGAUGAAGUGGCUUUGGCAACAUCAAUUAAUGCUCUUAAAAUAUUUGGAAUGUCAUAAUUUUUUUUUUGACUUAAUACAGUUUUAUAAAUAUGUGUUGACUUUUA
Sipha flava (yellow sugarcane aphid) is the source of this 1121-nucleotide messenger RNA. Its product is annotated as 3'-5' ssDNA/RNA exonuclease TatD. Bases 157 to 1074 code for a protein of 305 amino acids. Gene Ontology annotation, cellular component: cytosol. The record is from RefSeq and is a predicted model, not a curated record. The transcript has 7 exons. NCBI's taxonomy places the organism in Eukaryota, Metazoa, Arthropoda, Insecta, Hemiptera, Aphididae. Gene Ontology annotation, molecular function: single-stranded DNA 3'-5' DNA exonuclease activity.